Ictalurus furcatus (blue catfish) is the source of this 3359-nucleotide messenger RNA. RefSeq names its product oxidoreductase NAD-binding domain containing 1 (gene oxnad1). The record is from RefSeq and is a predicted model, not a curated record. Bases 557 to 1453 code for a protein of 298 amino acids. NCBI's taxonomy places the organism in Eukaryota, Metazoa, Chordata, Actinopteri, Siluriformes, Ictaluridae. Gene Ontology annotation, cellular component: mitochondrion. The transcript has 7 exons. Gene Ontology annotation, molecular function: oxidoreductase activity.
GCAAAUCGCUUUCGGUUUAUUUGAGAGUCGAGUUUUCCUUUGCAAAGCAGAUUGUAUUUGUUUGUGAAAUGGUUCAUUUAUUUGUUUAAUUUCGGCACUUUUUUUAAUCUCCAUAGGUAGUUUCGCUUGUUUCCGACGUUUAUUAGCACAGUGACAGUCCUCUUGUCUGCGCAAUUCUUUUGCGGACUUGGUUAUCUAAAUCAUGCCCAUGAACUCGAGUUACCGUAACUACUUCCGGUUCACGUCUGCGUUUACUAAGAGCAUGACAGAGGUUAAAUAGCUAUGUAUUAACACAGUCAUUGAAGAGUAGAACUGUAUUGAAUUACGUUGCGGAUUACGUUGUGAGUAGAUGUUUUCGGGUUUGGUAUUAUUUUUGAGAUUACCCAGGGACUUUUUUUUAGAUAGUAAAACGUAAGAAAUUUAGAGCGCAAACUAGAUUACCCAGUGCAGCCACUACACAUGAUCAGGCUGCAGAGAACCUGCUGGUCUGCUACAUUAGUUCCCAUAUAUUUUAGUUACACAGUAACUUCCCAGUGCAAACUUCAACUCCAGCGCAAUGAUUCUGCGGUGUGUUAUAAUUACUGCUCGGUGUUUUGUUGGGGCUGCGCGGUCACUACAAGCCCCGUCUAACCUGUUCUGUUCAUCGAGAAACAUAUCACGACAAGCUGAUCACCUUGAAAGGACAGCUAGUGUUUACAGACAAAAGGCCAUGUUCUCGGCACGUGUUUGUGCCAUUACAGAUGAGUCAGACAAAGUGAAGAGGCUGCAGCUGGAGGUGCCGCAUCCUGAAUUUAGUUUCCAUGCUGGCCAGUGGGUGGACUUUUUCAUCCCAGGUAUGGAGAAAGUGGGUGGCUUUUCCGUGUGCUCCAGCCCAGGCCUUCUGCACCGAGAACGAGUUAUAGAGCUGGCAGUGAAAUACACACAGCACCCACCUGCACACUGGAUACACACUAAGUGCACAUUAGGCUCGCAUGUGGAAGUGCGAGUUGGGGGGGAUUUUUAUUUCGACCCCAAACCAUCUGAUCAUACAGUGGACCUGCUACUGGUGGCUGGUGGCGUUGGUAUCAACCCCCUUUACUCCAUACUAAUGCACACUGCAGAUCUACUCCGACUGCCACACACAUACAGACCAGGACACACACACCUCUGUUACAGUGCCAAGAACACAACGGAGCUGCUUUUCACAGAUAGCAUCAUUGGUGUUUGUCGGGAAUUUCCAGAUAAAUUCUCAUGUGAGUUCCGAGUGACGCGGCAAGAUUUUGAAAUCAAGCCAGGCCUCCAGUCCUACACAACCAGUGGAAAAAUAUCACAGGAGGUGCUGAGGCAUCACGUUAACCCUGGGCGCACAUUGUGUUAUUUGUGUGGGCCGCCACCCAUGAUUGAGAGUGUGAGUAGGGACCUGCAAAAUCUUGGCCUGCCUAUGGACAGAAUCCUAUAUGAGAAGUGGUGGUAGGUCUCCAGUCCAUCAAGUGCCUCUGGGGCUUGAAAGAGGACCAUCAGAACAGAUAUUUUAUUUUUGAAAUUCAUAACUACACAACUGGACAACUUUACCUGUGCAAUACAAUGUUUCUUCCUCUACAAACAACAGCUUACUUAAUACUAUCACAGGUUAUUAUUCAUUCAUGGUCAUAUCAGGUUAUAUAUAAAAAUAAUACAUUUUUAAAAAAACCCUGAUUUUUAUUUCCUAUUAAAACAGUGUUUUCAUACUGGAAUUUAAAUAUGUGUAAAACAAAUUUUCUUCUUGUGUUAAUGAAUACAGUCACAUAAUACUGUUUUAACAUGUGAACAAAAGAUCUGUUUUUUUCCUCUUUUAUAGUUUUUUGCAAAAUUGCUUACAGAUAUUUCUGUGUCUCAGUGGCUAAUGCAUUAACAUGUUUUUCAAAACGAUACACACAUUUCCCAAAUCCCUGUACUGCUUUCAGACCUCAAUUCCACAACAGUGGGCUGAAUGAUAGUAAGUCAAAAUAAAACACUGACUCCAAAACCAUAAACACAUUUUCACAAAAUAUCAUGCUCAAUCAGCAUUUGAAUUUCUACAUCAAACAGUUUUUUCCCCUGGACACUGAUUUUUUUGAGGGGUGUGGAGUAGGAGCAGGUAGGCUUCUUGUGACCUGCUCCCUGUAGGUUAUUCAGGUGUUGAAUGUGGAUGAAAUAGGACAUUUGGUUACGUACAUUCACUUUCCACUUUAAUAGGAAAACACCUGAUCAUUCAUGCAGUUACCUAGUCAGCCAUGUGGUAGCAGCACAAUGUAUAAAAUCAUGUAGAUACAGGUAAAGAACUUCACUUAAUGUUGACAUCAAACAUCAGAAUGUAGAAAAAAUGUGAUCUCUGUGGCGUGGUUGUUGGUGCCAAAUGGGCUGGUUUGAGUUUUUCAGAAACUGCUGAUCUCCUGGGAUUUUCACAAACAACAGUCUCUAGAGUUUACACAGAAUGGUGGAAAAAAAACCCAACAACAUUGAGUAAGCAGAAGUUCUGUGGGUGGAAAUACCAUGUUGAUAAGAGAGGAAAAUGGCCAAAUCUGAGCUACAGUGGUUGCAUAGAGUGACACAAAAGUGAGUACACCCCUCACAUUUUUGUAAAUAUUUGAUUAUAUCUUUUCAUGUGACAACACUGAAGAAAUGACACUUUGCUACAAUGUAAAGUAGUGAGUGUACAGCUUGUAUAACAGUGUAAAUUUGCUGUCCCCUCAAAAUAACUCAACACACAGCCAUUAAUGUCUAAACCACUGGCAACAAAAGUGAGUACACCCCUAAGUGAAAAUGUCCAAAUUGAGCCCAAUUAGCCAUUAAGCCAAUAAGACCACUGGUUUUCAAAAGGGUUCAAAGCUGGAGAUACAGUCAUGUGAAAAAUUAAGUACACCUCAUGGAAAUUGUUGGUUUUUCUGACAUGUUCGGACAAGCAAACAUUUGAUCAUCUUUGAAACAGUGCCUAUUAAUGAAGUUGAUAUACUUGAACAUUUAUUCAACAGAAAUAUCAAUAGAUACUUCAAAAAAUAAAUAUACCCUUGGAAGUCAUUUGAAAUCUGUGCCAUUUGUAGAGGAUUUUCCUUACAGUGGAAUGAUGCAUUUCAAAUAAUUUGGAGAUAUUUUCCUUGCCAGACUCAUAGGCAUCCACAACCUUUUUUCUGAAGGCCUUAUAGAACUCUUUAGAUCUUGGCAUGAUGAUACCACACACCUCAAUAGCAAAGGGAACACCAAACACUAGAUAUGAGAGGGGUAUAAAUAAGACCGGUUCCACCUGCACUCCCUAAGCAGGUUCUAAUCACUGGCACCCAAUAUUGAACACCUGAUUCUAAUUUUAUGGAUUUAAAGGUGUGAUAAAUGUAGGGGUGUACUUACUUUUUUCAUGUGACUGAUCU